GAAAGAAACCUAACCUCAAUACAGUGUUGAUUGUUGGUGUGUUGUGUGUUAAAAAAUAUAAAGUUUUGGAAGAAGUAAAAAUUUCAUCUCUUUUUUCAAAUAGAAAAAACGAAUUAAUAAAAUGAAAGCAAUGGCACAUCAUUACGUGGUAACGGCUCAUAAACCAACAGCUGUCAAUGCUUGCGUUACAGGUAAUUUUACAUCACCCACGGAUUUGAAUUUAAUUCUGGCAAAAAAUAUGCGUCUCGAGAUUUAUCUCGUAACGCCCGAAGGAUUGAGGCCAUUAAAAGAAGUCGGAAUAUAUGGGAAGAUUGCAGUUGUCAAAUUUUUCAGACCGCCGCACGAGAAAAAGGAUCUAUUGUUCCUGCUGACGACGCGAUACAACGCAAUGAUUUUAGAAUGUAUCGGAGAAGGUGAAGACAUUGAAAUAAUCACAAAAGCUCACGGUAAUGUCGCGGAUAGAAUUGGUAAAGCUUCAGAAACCGGUAUUAAAGCAAUAAUCGAUCCAAAAGCCCGGGUAAUUGGUCUGAGACUCUACGAUGGUCUUUUUAAAAUCAUACCAUUAGAUAAAGAUAAUCCGGAAUUAAAAGCAUCAUCAAUAAGAAUGGACGAGCAUCAAGUGCAGGAUAUAAAUUUUCUUCAUGGUUGUGCGAAUCCAACGUUAAUUUUGAUUCAUCAGGAUAUAAAUGGUCGGCAUGUGAAGACACACGAAAUUUCAUUGCGGGACAAGGAAUUCGUGAAAAUACCCUGGAGACAGGAUAAUGUUGAACGUGAGGCAAUGAUGGUAAUUCCCGUUCCAUCGCCAAUUUGCGGGGCUAUUAUCAUUGGACAGGAGAGUAUUCUCUAUCAUGAUGGUUCUACUUACGUGGCCGUUGUCCCUCCGAUUAUAAAGCAGAGCACAAUUACCUGUUAUGCGAAAAUCGAUCAACAGGGUUUGCGUUAUCUUUUGGGCGAUAUGGCCGGACAUUUGUUUAUGUUGUUUCUUGAACAGGAGACAAAGUCCGAUGGUACGAUGAUUGUGAAGGAUUUGAAGGUGGAAUUGUUGGGGGAGGUGAGCAUACCGGAGUGUAUUACGUACUUGGAUAAUGGAGUGAUUUUUAUUGGAAGUCGUCUGGGGGAUUCGCAGCUUAUUAAACUUAUCACGAAGGCUGAUGAGAAUGGUUCGUAUUGCGUACCGAUGGAGUCAUUCACGAAUCUUGCGCCUAUUGUCGAUAUGGCGGUGGUUGAUUUGGAGCGACAGGGACAAGGACAGAUGGUGACGUGCUCCGGGGCUUUUAAAGAAGGGUCUUUGCGAAUUAUCAGAAAUGGGAUUGGAAUACAGGAACACGCGAGUAUCGACCUCCCGGGAAUUAAAGGAAUGUGGGCGCUGAAGGUGAAUGGGGGUAAUUUCGACAACACGUUGGUUCUCUCCUUUGUGGGGCAAACGCGUAUUUUGAUGCUGAAUGGCGAGGAGGUGGAGGAGACCGAUAUUCCCGGUUUUGUCGCCGAUGAACAAACCUUCCACACCGGGAAUAUCACCAACGAGGUUAUUAUACAGAUUACGCCGACUUUGGUGAGAUUGAUAUCUAAUGAGAAUAAACCCGUCAUCUCCGAAUGGCAACCGAAUAACAAGAGGACUAUCAGUGUUGUCGCUUGUAACGGAAGUCAGGUACUUUGCGCCACUGGCAAUGACCUCUUCUACCUCGAAAUCAUUUCGAGCGAAAUUGUGCCGAAGGGCUUCGUGACCCUGCAACACGAAGUCGCGUGUUUGGAUCUCUCCCCGCUGGACGGUAAUUCAGAAGCUCAGAUCGCCGCGAUUGGUCUUUGGACCGACAUUUCGGUGCGGAUCCUAACACUCCCGAGUCUUGAGGAAAUCAACAAGGAACUCUUGGGUGGGGAAAUAAUUCCCAGAUCGAUUCUCAUGACCUGCUUCGAGGGCAGUACGUACCUCCUCUGUGCACUAGGGGACGGAAGUAUGUACUACUUUUCCCUUCACAAGGAAAACGGCAUCCUCACCGAUCGCAAGAAAGUUACACUCGGCACUCAACCGACAGUUCUCCGAACUUUUAAAAGUCUCUCCACAACCAAUGUCUUCGCCUGUUCGGAUCGUCCCACAGUCAUCUAUUCAUCGAAUCACAAACUCGUGUUCAGCAAUGUGAAUCUCAAGGAAGUGAAUCAUAUGUGCUCGUUAAAUGCCGAAUCAUAUCCGGACAGUUUGGCCCUGGCUACGGACAGUACCGUGACAAUUGGAACAAUUGAUGAAAUACAGAAGCUUCAUAUUCGAACUGUUCCAUUGGGCGAGUCGCCGAGGAGAAUUGCGUAUCAGGAGAGUACGCAGACAUUUGGUGUGGUGACAAUGAGGGUGGAUCUGCAGGAGAGCACGGGAAUUAGUGUCGUGAGACCGUCAGCGUCGACACAGGCAACAUCGACAUCGAGCAGUAGUCAUGUCGCGUCGCACAAUAAACCCGGAUACACUUCCAAUGAAAUCGGACAGGAGAUUGAGGUUCAUAAUCUUCUUAUUAUUGAUCAGCAUACUUUUGAGGUACUUCAUGCGCACACACUUAUGCCCACGGAAUAUGCGAUGUCACUUAUUUCGACGAAACUCGGUGAGGAUCCCACAUCUUACUUCAUUGUUGGAACUGCACUUGUUAAUCCCGAUGAGACGGAACCUAAAAUGGGAAGGAUUUUAUUGUAUCAAUGGUGUGAGGGUAAAUUGAAUCAGGUCGCUGAGAAGGAAAUCAAAGGCGCUUGCUAUUCACUUGUUGAAUUUAAUGGCAAACUAUUGGCGAGCAUUAAUAGUACCGUGAGAUUAUUCGAGUGGACAGCCGAGAAGGAAUUGAGACUCGAAUGCAGUCAUUUCAAUAAUAUUAUCGCACUAUUUUUAAAAACAAAAAGCGAUUUUGUCCUCGUUGGCGAUCUCAUGAGAUCUCUCACACUCCUUCAAUAUAAAACAAUGGAGGGUAGCUUCGAAGAAAUUGCUCGUGACUACAAUCCAAAUUGGAUGACUGCCGUUGAAAUUCUCGACGAUGAUACUUUCCUUGGAGCUGAAAAUUGUUUCAAUCUAUUUGUCUGCCAAAAGGACAGUGCCGCCACGUCCGAGGAGGAGAGACAGCAAAUGCAAGAAGUUGGACAAUUUCAUCUUGGAGAUAUGGUGAAUGUUUUUCGACAUGGUUCCCUCGUUAUGCAACAUUUAGGUGAAUCGAGUACACCAACGCAGGGUUGCGUUCUCUUUGGAACAAUAAGCGGUGCCAUUGGCCUCGUCACUCAAAUUCCCGCUGGUUUCUAUGAAUUUCUACGCAAUAUGGAGGAUCGUUUGACGUCUGUCAUUAAAAGCGUCGGUAAAAUUGAGCACAGCUUCUGGCGUAGCUUCAAUACCGAUUUAAAAAUUGAGCAAUGCGAAGGAUUUAUAGACGGUGAUUUAGUGGAAAGCUUCCUUGAUCUCAAUCACGAUAAAAUGUCCGAAGUCGCUCUUGGAUUAAUGAUUGACGACGGCAGUGGAAUGAAAAAAGAAGCGACAGUUGAUGACUUGGUUAAAAUUGUGGAAGACCUGACAAGGAUACACUAAAUAAGCGAAUAAUAAAAAGUGUUUCGUGAUUUGGACAUUUUUUUUUUAUUUCAGUGCAAAACAGAUGCAAUUUUGAUAAUGCAUCAUUCUAAGCUCUUUCAGAAUUUAGAACUCAUUUGUAAAAAAAAAAAAAGAAAAAACGCGGUAUUACAAAUAAAAUUUCAUCGCGAGUUCCAGUUUCAUGAAAGUAGUGAUCGAUUAUUAAUAAUAUAAAAAAUUAUUAUUAUUAUUAAGCGAAAAUAAUUAGCGUAGAAAGUGAAAAGAAAAAUAUUUCUGUAUUUAAUACACCCACGUAAACGGUGUUUAUUUCGUUUUAUUUUUUUUUUGUUUAUAUAGUAUUCUUUUUCUUAGACAGAGAGAGAGAGA
Leptopilina heterotoma is the source of this 3910-nucleotide messenger RNA. It is a transcript of the gene pic, whose product is annotated as DNA damage-binding protein 1. The record is from RefSeq and is a predicted model, not a curated record. Bases 122 to 3544 code for a protein of 1140 amino acids. The transcript has 6 exons. NCBI's taxonomy places the organism in Eukaryota, Metazoa, Arthropoda, Insecta, Hymenoptera, Figitidae. Gene Ontology annotation, biological process: DNA repair; proteasome-mediated ubiquitin-dependent protein catabolic process. Gene Ontology annotation, molecular function: protein binding; nucleic acid binding. Gene Ontology annotation, cellular component: site of double-strand break; nucleus.